AUGCGUUGCGCCGUGCUGCUCCUGCUCGUCUUCGCGGCGGCGCGCGCCGCCGCGGUCGUCACCGACGGGCUCCUGCCGAAUGGCAACUUCGAGUUGGGUCCGGCCAAGUCGGAGCUGGUGAACGGCACGGUGGUGAAGGGCGGCAAGGCGAUCCCCAGGUGGGAGACGUCGGGCUUCGUGGAGUACAUCGAGUCCGGCCACAAGCAGGGCGACAUGCUGCUGGUGGUGCCGCAGGGCGCCUACGCCGUCCGCCUCGGCAACGACGCCUCCAUCCUCCAGCGCAUCCCCGUCGCCCGGGGCUCCUACUACGCCAUCACCUUCAGCGCCGCCCGCACCUGCGCGCAGGCCGAGCGCCUCAACGUCUCCGUCAGCCCCGAGUCCGGCGUGCUCCCCAUGCAGACCAUCUACGGCAGCAACGGCUGGGACUCCUACGCCUGGGCCUUCAAGGCCAAGCUCGACGUCGUCGAGCUCGUCCUCCACAACCCCGGCGUCGAGGAGGACCCCGCCUGCGGCCCGCUCGUUGACGCCGUCGCCAUCCGCACGCUCUACCCGCCCACGCUCUCCAAGGGCAACAUGCUCAAGAACGGCGGCUUCGAGGAGGGCCCCUACUUCCUCCCCAACGCCUCCUGGGGCGUGCUCGUGCCGCCCAACAUCGAGGACGACCACUCCCCGCUCCCCGCCUGGAUGAUCAUGUCCUCCAAGGCCGUCAAGUACGUCGACGCCGCGCACUUCAAGGUGCCCGAGGGCGCCCGUGCCGUCGAGCUCGUUGGCGGCAAGGAGAGCGCGCUCGUGCAGGAGGUCCGCACCGUGCAUGGGAUCCAUGGUGGCCGAGGCCUAUGCCGCGCGCUCCACCCUCAAGGUGCCCUACGAGUCCAAGGGCGCCGGCGGUUACAAGCGCGCCGUGCUGGACUUCGUCGCCGUCAGGGACCGCACCCGGGUCGUCUUCCAGAGCGCCUUCUACCACAUGAAGGCCGACGGCACGCUCUGCGGGCCCGUCAUCGACGACGCCAAGCUCGUCGGCCUGCGCAAGAAGCCCGCCGCACGUCGCCUCAUGCUCUAAUUAAGCUAGCCCUGCCACGACGUCUAACUACAAAGAAUGUACGCGAGCACGGCGCCGGAUCGGAGUGA
Triticum turgidum subsp. durum (durum wheat) is the source of this 1128-nucleotide messenger RNA. NCBI's taxonomy places the organism in Eukaryota, Viridiplantae, Streptophyta, Magnoliopsida, Poales, Poaceae. The record is from the annotation of a GenBank genome assembly.